GCUGUUAGCUCGCGCUGGGGGCUAUUGUGUGUGGACUGGAGUCGGGGUGCGUGGAACUAACACGGCUGGGAAGACACCGGAGGCGAGAGCGGCCCUGCCUCCUCUCACCAUUGCUCAGCUGCUCCUCGGGUGGGAGGGAGGGAACGGUGUAGUGGCGAAGACCCUGCUGCUCUUGUUUACUGUGUGACAAGCCUUUUCCCGUCUCCCAUGUGCAGCCCUCCACCCACUCGAAACAACCAGGGGUUGGUUGUGUUUGGGCUGUUAAACGCUUUAUUUGACUCUACGACUCUUCUUUCUUUCAGCUUGUUUGGGGGUGGAGGUGAGACCCCUAUUAUCAGCCCUGAAAUGCUGGUGAGGAAAAAAAUAAGAUACCUCUUGCAGUUGGUGCCUGGAAAGCAGCACUUUGGCAUGUACAGAUUCCUUCCUUUCUUCUUUCUCCUUGGGGGAGCCAUGGAGUGGUUUAUGAUCAAUGUCCGGCUUGGCGAAGAGACAUUUUAUGAUGUUUACCGUAGGAAACGGUCGGAGAGACAGUAUGAGCGGAGGAUGGAAGAAAGAUGAAUUUUGCACUGACCCAUUUUGACAGAAAUCACAGGAUUCAAGAGUUCAGGGUAUCAUAGAGAAUUUUAACUCCUGUUAAAUGCAUUCACAAGACUAAAUCUCUGCAAAUUGGACUGUAAUGCACUCAUUGCCAGGUCUAUGAAACAUGGUUUUCCAAAGUAUUUUAUGUAUUCUUCCUUCACCACUUCAGAAUCUUUUCCAGUAAUAUUUUCUGAAUAGAAGGGUAAAGAAUGUUUGUGCAAAGCUCUGUUAAACUAAACUGAAUAAA
Messenger RNA from Dermochelys coriacea (leatherback sea turtle), 826 nucleotides. It is a transcript of the gene SMIM4, whose product is annotated as small integral membrane protein 4. The coding region runs from base 208 to 558 and encodes 116 amino acids. The transcript is spliced from 2 exons. NCBI's taxonomy places the organism in Eukaryota, Metazoa, Chordata, Testudines, Dermochelyidae. The record is from RefSeq and is a predicted model, not a curated record.